Emiliania huxleyi CCMP1516 is the source of this 639-nucleotide messenger RNA. RefSeq lists its product as hypothetical. The record is from RefSeq and is a predicted model, not a curated record. NCBI's taxonomy places the organism in Eukaryota, Haptophyta, Isochrysidales, Noelaerhabdaceae. The transcript has a single exon. Bases 1 to 639 code for a protein of 212 amino acids.
AUGAGCCGACCAGCGAUCGGCAAGCGGAAGCAGCAGCAGAAGCGCCGGCGAAAGGCCAAGCAGCGCAGUCGGCAGCCAUCGCGCCACUCGAGCGGCGCAGACGCGGCCGCCGCGGCAUCCAGCGCGACCGACAAGGCCACCGCUGCUGUGGCGGCGCUGGAGUACCUCCAGGCGUGGUGCCGUCGCGAGGAGGGCGGAUGGAAGUUCAGCAAGGUACGGCAGAGUUACUUGCUGCGCGCGUGGCCCGACCCAGUCAAGCUGCCGCGCGAGGCCUUCGGCCUGCUGCUCUCGUACCUGCCGACGAUGCACGAGGGCGCGAUUGCGCGGACGCUAGAGCAGGCGACCGCGGUCGCCGCCGCGGCCGAGGAGGAGCGGAAGCGGCUCGAGGCGUGCCUCGACGAGGCGGAGAGGGCCGAGGACGCCGCCGAGGCGGACGAGGCUCAGCUGGCGGUGCUCAAGAUUCGGCUGAUGCGGGCGCUCAAGGUCGCGGCGGCGCUGGGGCCGGAGGAGGGAGAGGAGGGCUCCGAGGAAGAGGAGGGCGGCGAUGAGGACGCGGGAGAGGAGUCAGAGGAGGGCGAGGAGCGCAGAGCGGAGUCUGGCUCGGAGGAUAUGAGGAAGAGGGAGACCCAGAGGACGUGA